AUGGGUCACCAGCAGUUCUACUGGAGCCAUCUGAGGAAAGAUGGCCAGGGUUCUUGCCACAUCUGCUCAAACAAGCAAGGUCUGAUCCAGAAAUACGGCCUCAAUAUUUGUUGCCAGUGUUUCUGUCAAUAUGCGAAGGAUACAGGCUCCAUUAAGUUGGAUUAA
Molecule: messenger RNA, 165 nt
Organism: Neomonachus schauinslandi (Hawaiian monk seal)
Lineage: Eukaryota; Metazoa; Chordata; Mammalia; Carnivora; Phocidae
Product: 40S ribosomal protein S29-like
Exons: 1
Coding region: 1-165 (54 amino acids)
Cellular component (GO): cytosolic small ribosomal subunit
Molecular function (GO): zinc ion binding; structural constituent of ribosome
Source: RefSeq, a predicted model, not a curated record